AUUGGACGUCAACACUGUUACGUAUGAGGAAAUGCACCUUAGAAAAAACGGGACAUCGGGGACAAACUAUUUUCAUGCAUAAUGGCAGCUUCAAGAAAAGUGGGAUCUCUGCGCCUGCCUCCACUGCCCUCGGUGAGCGAGCUGAUAAAGCUGUACAACCUGCGAGCAGAGAAGCAGCUUUCCCAGAACUUUCUGCUCGACCUGAAGCUCACAGACAAGAUAGUUCGUCAGGCGGGCAGUUUAAGGGGCGCCCAUGUUUGUGAGGUGGGUCCCGGUCCUGGUGGUCUCACCCGCUCCAUUCUCAAUGCAGAAGCAGCGGAUGUGUUAGUUGUGGAGAAAGAUUCCCGUUUCAUUCCUGGACUGAAGCUUUUGUCUGAGGUGGCACCAGGCCGGCUCCGGAUUGUUCACGGUGACAUACUCAACUACAGGAUGGAUCGAGGAUUCCCAGCCAGUAUCUCAAAGCCUUGGGAGGAAGACCCACCAAACCUCCACAUCAUCGGGAAUCUACCAUUCAGCGUCUCAACGCCACUCAUCAUCAAGUGGCUGGAAAAUAUAGCUGACAGGACGGGGCCGUUCGCCUUCGGCCGCACACGACUCACCCUCACCUUCCAGAAAGAGGUGGCAGAGAGGUUAACAGCCAGUACCGGCAGUAAACAGAGAAGUCGUCUGUCCAUCAUGGCUCAGUAUCUCUGCACCGUCCACAAGUGCUUCAUCAUCCCUGGGCGAGCAUUUGUUCCCAAGCCAGAGGUGGACGUGGGAGUAGUUCACUUCACCCCUCUGGUCAAGCCUCAGAUUCAACAGCCCUUCAAGCUGGUGGAAAAAGUCGUCAGGAACGUUUUCCAGUUUCGCCGGAAGCACUGCCAUAAAGGAGUAGAAAAGCUGUUUCCAGAGGCGUGCCGUUUGGAGCUGACUCAGCAGAUGAUGCAGAAGGCAGAUGUAGACCCCGUCCUGCGCCCCACCGAGCUCACCAUACCGCAUAUAAAGGCUUUAUCAGAGGCUUACGCUCACCUCUGCACCAAAGACCCCAGCCUCUUUAGCUAUGACUUUAGGGAGGAGCUCAGACUGAGGCACCUAGGGAGGAAUCAACACACUCCAGUUGAUGCAUUUGACGAGAUGCCAAGGGCUCCAAAACCUUGCUGAAAACAAGCAUGAAAACCCAAAAGGAGCUCACUAAUAGCAGAAAGACAACACAUUGCUCUUAGCUUUGACAUUUCCACCUGGCAAAGACAUACAUUUUUAAACAUUUCCUCAGCACCCUAGGAGAAAUAAGUCAUUUGAAACAAAAGUGUUGGAGCUCUAUUCUCCUUCUAUUCGUUUCUGGAAAGGGAAAGAAAGCAGCUAGUUACCCACAGUAGCUCCCAGCAAGUAAGUAUCUCUUUAUGUCCCAUUUCUUUCUUCGUUUCUAUCUAACACCUCGUCCUGUGGGAGCUGAAAGAAAUGUCAGUGCUUUCAGGGUGAUUUAGAGAACGGGAACAUGGCAGCUCCACAUCCAGGACAUUUUUUUCUCUCACUUAAGUGUGUAUUGCUCCAUCACUUGGGAGAUGGAGCUUAAAGGGCUGCAGAAAUUGCUUUGAAUUUUUCAGCUGAAAUAAAAUAGAAUAAAGACCAUAAACCUAUUUUAAAAUGUUGGACAAGAGGUUUUCAUUUUGCUUUUUCUCUAUUAAAAUUGUAUUGAAGAUCAAGCAAGUUGUUGUCUAUAUGUUUGCCGGAGCAGCAUUAUGAAAUGCUACCAGCAGGUUUCGUUUAAUCAAUCAGAAAUACUUUUUAAAGCAAAAAUAUACAUUUUGAAUAAAAGUGAACAUGCAGUUAUUAUUUAAAAAUGCGAUGGAACCAUUUUGAAACCUCUUUGAAUAUUAGAGCAGAUUUUGAUCAGCAGAACAGUGAUGCUCCCUGCCAGUACGACAGAUGGUAUGCUUGGGUCCACUUGCCAGAGGGAGUUUGGUGAGAGGUGGUGAUAAUCUCUUGCAGCAAUAAAAAAAAGUCACAUGGUUGAAUAAUGAGCUGCUGUCUUCUAUAGUCCACUGAUUGACUU
This is a messenger RNA of Cyprinodon tularosa, 2032 nucleotides long. RefSeq names its product transcription factor B1, mitochondrial (gene tfb1m). Gene Ontology annotation, biological process: transcription initiation at mitochondrial promoter; rRNA methylation. The transcript has 8 exons. Gene Ontology annotation, cellular component: mitochondrial matrix. Lineage: Eukaryota; Metazoa; Chordata; Actinopteri; Cyprinodontiformes; Cyprinodontidae. The record is from RefSeq and is a predicted model, not a curated record. The coding region runs from base 82 to 1140 and encodes 352 amino acids. Gene Ontology annotation, molecular function: mitochondrial transcription factor activity; rRNA (adenine-N6,N6-)-dimethyltransferase activity.